Molecule: messenger RNA, 674 nt
Organism: Manihot esculenta (cassava)
Lineage: Eukaryota; Viridiplantae; Streptophyta; Magnoliopsida; Malpighiales; Euphorbiaceae
Product: photosystem II reaction center W protein, chloroplastic
Exons: 2
Coding region: 118-525 (135 amino acids)
Biological process (GO): photosynthesis
Cellular component (GO): chloroplast; photosystem II
Source: RefSeq, a predicted model, not a curated record
AUUUAAGUGUUGCGUUAGACAGACUUUUGCACCAAUAAUAUUGAUCAGUAAAUUCGAGUAGUAACAAGUUCUGCUCUGGUUUUUUCCUCAAGUCCAUUUUCUUCCAAAUUGAAGAAAAUGGCUACCAUAUCUGCGAGCACUCCAGCCUCAUUAACCACUCGUGCAACUCUUGUGCACAAGAGAUCAGCAGGGGUUUCACCCUUACCUGUUCUUGGCUUGCCAGCCAUGGCACUUAAGGGAAAAGUGAGAUGUUCCAUGAAGGAAAAGCCAUCUGUGCAGGAAAACUGGUGUAAGAAAGGCAUGAGUGCAUCACUUUUCGCAGCUGUGUGUGCUGCAACCAUGUCAAGCCCAGCCCUAGCUCUUGUGGACGACAGGAUGAGCACUGAAGGAACAGGACUUCCCUUUGGCUUGAGCAACAAUCUUCUUGGUUGGAUUCUGUUGGGUGUGUUCGGUCUGAUUUGGGGUUUCUACAUUGUUUACACUUCCACCCUGGAUGAGGAUGACGAAUCAGGAUUGUCCCUCUGAAGCCUUAAGUCAAUUCCUAACUGCUGUUUGUCACAAUUCCCAUUUUAAAAAGAAUGUAAAAACUGAGAAGAGUUAGGCUUUUUUCCGUCUUUUGUAAUUCGUUUUUCGUUUGUGCAAUUUGUGUGCCUGCCUCGUUAAUAUUCUUCUAA